ACAGUGACAGAUAUUCAAGAUCAAGAUUGCAUUCAUUGUCUUAUCCUUUUUUUUCUCUUCUACCGGUCCCGUCCAAAUUAUCUUUGUAAAUUUCCAUAAAAUCUCAUAAAACUUAUUAUGUCGGUUCAAACGUUGCUUUUAGAUUUUUCAUUGGAUCCCGCGCGCUUAGGCGAUGAAAGCGGCCAGAAAACAGUUUUCGGUCAACUGGAAACGGUGCUCAAAGAUUAUAUCCCGAAUCUUAUUUUAGCCGCUGAAGUUAAUAUAGAAGGCGGGUCCUUGAAACUGUUAACAGGAAAGAGGGGAACGACAGUUUCAGUGAGGUUAUUUGAUCGUGGCCUUAUCACUGUAAAUAUUGAGUAUUUUAAGGAAGACAACGAGGAACCAAUAAUAAGCUUCAAGUCAGCGAGAGUGUUGGAAAGUCAACUGAAAAAAUACAUCAGUGUGAUGAACUCUCAAGCUUAUGCGCCGCUAAAGAGAUGCCUGUUCAGCAGGUACUAUCCCACAUCAGACGAAAGGCUACUGGAAUACGACAUAGACGACGUGUUGAUCGACGAACAAUCGCCCUUCCAGAGAGUGCAAAUUGUGCAUUCCAAAUCGCUGGGCAACAUGCUGGUGCUAGAUGACUUACAGAAUAUCUCGGAGGCUGACCUGAUUUACACUGAAACGUUGAUGCAGCGAGGUAAAGAGUCCUAUGAAGGAAAAGAAAUCGUCAUUUUGGGUGGCGGAGAUGGUGCUCUCUUGUAUGAAUUGUUGAAGGAGAAACCGAAAUUCGUUUGGAUGCUGGAAAUAGACGAGCUUGUGAUGAAUGCGUGUAACAAACACCUCAAGUCUAUAUGUGGGGACGUACUCGAGAGAAGAAAGGGUCCCAACUACGAAAUAAUCGUUGAGGAUUGUAUGCUGACUGUGAACAAAUUUAUAAAAGACAAUAAAAAGGUUGAUUACAUAUUCGGCGAUUUAACGGACAUCCCGAUAUCGGAGUCCGCUUGCGGUGAGCUCUGGGAGUUCAUGAUCACAAUACUGCAGGCGGCUUUCAAGAUUCUCAAGCCGAAUGGAAAGUUUAUGACACAUGGCAACGGAGCGACGUGUCCCGAAUCUCUGGAGCUGUACGAACAAGAGUUGGCGAAACUGAAGCCGGCUGUCACUUUUACAAAAAGCAAAGCGUUCGUGCCGUCGUUCUUCGAGGACUGGGUGUUCUACCAGAUAUCAUUCAAAGCCGCCGACAACGGAGAUGCUUAACAACACACCAACACCAAAGAUAAUCACACAAAUCGUUCCUUCAAUAUAUUUACAAUUUUUCUAAGUCAUGUUAAUGCCAUGUACCUAGGUGAUAGUUUGAUUGAUUCACAAAACAAUGCCAUUAAUAUAAGAGUUGAUUACGCUGCGUUUAAGUUUUAUAUCCUAUUUAUAAGGUAUCCAGGUACGUUUACAAGUUUUUUAUGUUCCAUAUUUAUAAUUAAGAUGCGGGUGCUAAUUUGCCUGGAUGUGAUUGUGAAGGCAGUUAAAAUGUCUGAUUGUGACCACAGUGUUUUUAUGAGGGCAUUUCUACGUAUUAAGAUUUUGAUAAGUAGCUAUUGUAAGACAUAUAGUGACAUUAGUCUUUUUUUCUCAGUAUUUGAUCUAGUUGAAAGUUUACUGUUACAUUUUCUAUUAGUUUGUGCUUGUUUCUUUAGUUGUUUUAUAAUUAAAAAUAUUUUAACAGAACCAUAGUUGUUUUGUAUCUACAUUUAUUGCCUAACAAGUUACAGAGAAGUUCUCCAUUCGUAUACCCAAUCUUAUAUACAUUACCUCUAUUUUCAUAAAUAAAACGUAUUUAUGUGUGAAGCGAAACUAGUAAAUCGAGUCUGAAAAAAAUCCUUCACUUAGUAUUACACUAUUCCGGAAUAAUGUAACCAAUAUUUCCCACAAAGACGCUGAUACGCAAUCACAGAAAGCGGCUAGUAUGAAAUAAGAGACUUCUAAAAUAUAUGAUAAAAAUAUAUUCAUACUUGUAUGAAAAUAUGUAAAUAUUAUAGAUUCUAAAUUUUCAGAUUUACUUGCAUGUUGGCUCCAUACCAAUUUUUGUCUACAUCGCAGCCAAUUUUCUUUUUUGUACAACUAAACAUUGUAAUUUUGUAUGUUUUUUAACUAGCCGUUCCCACGUAAUGCGUGAAGUACUCGUUAUUUCGUUUCCAUGCAAAAUUUGGAGUCUCCUCAUUUACCUCCUUUAAAUAAGUAUAUAAAUAAUACGUUAUGUAAACAUUCCCUCUUUAAUUCAUAAAAAUCAUAAAACUCAUGAACCUAUUUUAGCUAUUGAACUGUUUUAUCUCUACGCUAAAUUCCAAAUUUGAAAGAAAGUUACAAAAUAAUAUAAUACUUAAAAUAGGUUUUAGUUUUAUAAUUAUAACUUUAUUACAGACUGCAAUGGCUUAAUUCGUUAGUAACAUAAUCUUAGCCUAAUGUUAGUACACCUUAACAAUAAAAUAAAUAACUAAAAGAAAAUAAACAAAUUUGGUCUCCGCUGGAGCAUUCCAUUUGAGAUCCCACAACAGGGACCAAUGUAAGGGCAGUACAUUUUAUGAAUAAGAGAUUAGUUAUUUCAAUAUAUAAAAAAAUAUGUUUUAUAUACUUGGACCCAAUAAUAAUUAUCUGCAGAGCGUUGACCAAUCAGUAUCUUUUCUAUAUGUGGAUAUUCAUUUAUAAAUCGUUAUUAAUAAAAGAAAGGAACGGUAUAGUGUCAUCGUCACACUAAUAUCGCCGAUAGAUGACGUAACCUGUUAUUCGUACCUACCUAGUACCUACAUUACAUGACGACAUAGCGAGUCAAGGAUGACGCAAUGGUACCAAAUUACUAGAAUGCCUUGUUAGGCAAUAAUAGUUCGAAUUUAAAUCCCACAUAAAUUUUUUCACUAACAUUUAUUCAUAAUCUAUUAAAAGGGGCAAUUUUAAUUAAUUUUAAAAAUAAUAAUCAAAUUUGUAUGUACUAUUAUACGAGUAUGUACCUAAGCGUUGAAAAUAAAUUUAUUUUUUUAAUGAAUGAAUACAACAAAAAUUGAUUUAAUCAAAUAUAUUUUAAUAAGCCUUUAAAAAUAAGCAGGAAUAGGAAUGCAAUGUAUGUGUGAAAUGCGUAUACAAACUUCGGAAGUAAAUUUAUUGAUAACAUUUAUUUAUAAUAAUUGUGAUACCAAAUUAAGUUUCCAUACUAUAUAAUUGAUCCUAAAAUAAAAUAAUUAUACAAACCAACUUUUAAAUUCAUAAGAUUAAUUUCUAGCACCUAUCUAAUACAGUGGCUGUAAUUUGAAUGAAACUUAUAUUGUGAAGCAGAUUUCCAUAGGCAUAUUAAAAGAGGACGAGGUGUCGAGGCCAUGCUCUCCUCAAAAUCAUCUGGUACCACCCAGAAACUUUGCAAACAUGCAGAGAUUACAUAUGUACCUUUUAUAGGAGGACAGCCCCUACCCCUGGAAAUUAGUCUUAAAUAUGCCAAUAUAUUUUUUUUUUGUUAAAUGAAACUUUUUGUCAAAAGGGUUAUUACACUAUCAUUAAGAUAGUAUCAUAUCAUAUAUAUGAUCAUUAUGUAUAUCACAAAUACAAAAACUAUAUUACACAUCAUCACUGAUAUUGAAAGUGCAUAAAUUAAUUAGCAAAACAUAGAUCUAAUUACGAUCUUAUAUUUAUGAUAAUGUAAUAAUCCUCAAAUUGAAAAUAAAUACAGAAGUUUUAAUUCAAAACUACCUGUAAUUUUUCCAUUUAAUAUUACGGACAGAUAUUUCAGGAUUGAAUGUGAUAUUACUGUAUAAAAACUAUCUAUAUUAUACUCGUAAACGUAAACUUACUCAAUAAAUUUAAUACAAAUAUAGAUACAACUCUGUACUGGAUGAUACGGCAAACUAGAGCUAAAUGUCAAAAAAAUCACAUAGGCGAGUUUCUAAUAUUAUCAUUACAAAAUAGCGCCAUCUAGUAUCAAAGUAUGCAAAUCUUGUCUAUGAAUCCGAUACAAUAUAUCUUUUUUUAUUUUGUAAAUGGGUAAAUAUAUAUAACAAAAAUAAAAACUUUC
This is a messenger RNA of Galleria mellonella (greater wax moth), 4030 nucleotides long. RefSeq names its product spermine synthase (gene Sms). NCBI's taxonomy places the organism in Eukaryota, Metazoa, Arthropoda, Insecta, Lepidoptera, Pyralidae. The record is from RefSeq and is a predicted model, not a curated record. The coding region runs from base 118 to 1236 and encodes 372 amino acids. The transcript is spliced from 7 exons. Gene Ontology annotation, molecular function: spermine synthase activity. Gene Ontology annotation, biological process: spermine biosynthetic process.